Molecule: messenger RNA, 788 nt
Organism: Balaenoptera musculus (blue whale)
Lineage: Eukaryota; Metazoa; Chordata; Mammalia; Artiodactyla; Balaenopteridae
Gene: RPL23A
Product: ribosomal protein L23a
Exons: 5
Coding region: 192-743 (183 amino acids)
Biological process (GO): translation; ribosomal large subunit assembly
Cellular component (GO): cytosolic large ribosomal subunit; ribosome
Molecular function (GO): structural constituent of ribosome; rRNA binding
Source: RefSeq, a predicted model, not a curated record
UUUCACGAAGAUGGCGCCGAAAGCGAAGAAGGAAGGUGUGUGCCGGGGCUAGGGAUACACAGCUGGCUGGCCUGGGGUCCCCGCAGAGUGAAUGAACUGAGAGGAUGAUGGCUGGGCCAGGCCUUGCGGUGUCUGCUGUGGGGCCGCUCCUCGAGUUUUGGCAACGCUGAGGAGCGCGUGGGCCCAGCCGCAUGGUCUGGGCUUCAGUGAAGGGUGUUGGGGAGGCAAGCCCGGCCGGUACCACCUGCGGGGGACAGCCAGACAGUCGGCUCUGGGGCGCUCCAUGUCUCUACACCUUCCCUGCCCCUCCGAAAGCCGAAGCCAAAGCAAAGGCUUUGAAGGCCAAGAAAGCAGUGUUGAAAGGCGUACACAGCCACAAAAAAAAGAAGAUCCGGACGUCACCCACCUUCCGACGGCCCAAAACACUGCGGCUCAGGAGGCAGCCCAAAUAUCCUCGGAAGAGCGCCCCUAGGAGAAACAAGCUUGACCACUAUGCCAUCAUCAAGUUCCCCCUCACCACCGAGUCAGCCAUGAAGAAAAUAGAAGACAACAACACACUGGUGUUCAUUGUGGAUGUCAAAGCCAACAAGCACCAAAUUAAACAGGCUGUGAAGAAGCUCUAUGACAUUGAUGUGGCUAAGGUCAACACCCUGAUCAGGCCUGAUGGAGAGAAGAAGGCAUAUGUUCGACUGGCUCCUGACUAUGACGCUUUGGAUGUUGCCAACAAAAUUGGGAUCAUCUAAACUGAGUCCAGCUGACUAAUUCUAAAUAUAAAAGUUUUCACUAUA